Messenger RNA from Talaromyces atroroseus, 900 nucleotides. RefSeq lists its product as hypothetical. The coding region runs from base 1 to 900 and encodes 299 amino acids. NCBI's taxonomy places the organism in Eukaryota, Fungi, Ascomycota, Eurotiomycetes, Eurotiales, Trichocomaceae. The transcript has a single exon. The record is from RefSeq and is a predicted model, not a curated record.
AUGUCUCUUUCAUUGCCUCCCUGCCGAAAAUUUUCAGAACAGGUCCUGAUAUGGGAACCCGAUGGUAGCACAAACGAAGCCUCUAGUAACAGAGUCUCGCCCAAGGUUCUACCACCCAAAAUCAUACUUCUAUUCACCUGGGCAGAUGCACAACCACGUCACUAUCUGAAAUAUAUUGAAGGAUACCAUGAACUAUAUCCCAACGCGAAGGUUAUUCUUACCCAGGCGACGACGCUGAGAACAUUUUUCGGCGGCCAAAAAUCCGCGCAACGCGUUGUUCAAGACAUGGUUCAUCAGGAACUUAUACCCUUGUGCACAAACGACCAAAUAUCACAGUUUGGGAUUCUUGCGCAUGUCUUCUCCAACAGCGGUGGUCUAAAUUAUGAAGCAACGAUCUCUGUUUGGCACGACGCGUUCGGAUCAGACAAGCCACUGCCGCUUAAGACAUUGAUCCUCGACUCGAUGCCCGGCGGAGAAACAUACAAAACCGAGUUCCCUCUGUGGGCUACUGGUGUCGCCCUUGGUAUGAAAAUGCCACUGCCUAAGUUCAUCAAAUGGGGUCUUGCAGCCACCAUUGUCACGGUACUCAUGGUGAUUCCCCAAAUACUCGGAAUCGAGAUCAUGGCGACCCGGGGUCCCAAAGCGUUGAACACACCACAAAAUGUGCCACUGAAGAGUGUGCGGCUAUAUAUCUAUUCGACAUCAGACGCGCUUAUUCGAUAUCAAGCUGUCGAGGCUCAUGCAGAAUCUGCUAGAGCCAAGGGCUUUACUAAUGUUCUUCAAGAACGAUUUGAUGGAUCUGCGCAUGUUUCACAUCUCAGGGUAGAUCCGGAGCGAUAUUGGAACGCUGUAUGGAAGGCUUGGAAUGUUGCUCAGGGAAUAACACUUCCUAGUCUAUAG